CACCCGUGCUAGAAUUUGACUAUCUCAUCUGUGGAGACUGUGGCAAAGAAUUCAUGGACUCCUACCUUAUGCAGCACUUUGAUUGGGCAACAUGUGAUAAUUGCAGAGAUGUUGAAGAUAAACAUAAGCUUAUAACAAGGACAGAAGCAAAAGAAGAGUAUCUGCUUAAAGACUGUGACUUAGACAAGAGGGAACCAGUACUCAGAUUCAUUGUGAAGAAAAACCCUCAUAAUUCACGAUGGGGUGAAAUGAAACUUUAUUUAAAACUACAGGUAAUCAAGCGUUCACUUGAAGUCUGGGGUAGUGAAGAAGCCUUGCAAGAAGCAAAGGAGCUCCGCCGUAAUAGCAGAGAGAAGAUGAAACAGAAGAAGUUUGACAAGAAAGUUAAAGAACUCCGCCGUGCUGUGAGGAGUAGUUUAUGGAAGAAACAAGCCAGUAUCCAUGAACAUGAAUACGGACCAGAAGAAAACAUUGAUGAAGAUACAUAUAAAAAGACAUGCACUGUGUGUGGCCAUGAAUUAACUUAUGAGAAGAUGUAGUGUUAACCUGUUUUUUAAUUUUACUUUGUUUUUAACAGUAUUUUGUAUUAAAAUCAAAUAAAUGCUAAUUAUGAACAGUCUGUUGCCA
This is a messenger RNA of Zonotrichia albicollis (white-throated sparrow), 627 nucleotides long. The record is from RefSeq and is a predicted model, not a curated record. Lineage: Eukaryota; Metazoa; Chordata; Aves; Passeriformes; Passerellidae.